AUGGAUCGCCGUAAGUUCUCACGAUCAGACAACCCUCUUAUAGAUGAGAUCCUACAGAAAUACCGGGAUUGCUCAACGGAGUCAAUGACUGGACCAAAGGGGUUGACCGCGAAUCGUUCCACCGUGAAGAAAUCGUGGAAUUCAACAGAUGACUACGCUAAACAUAACACGUAUGUUACGUCUAGUAGCGAGCAUUCAAGGCAGGCUGUCAUGAGCAAGACAUUUACAGUAAGGUUACCACCACCGAAGGGACAAGACAACUUUAACUUCAAAGAAACAAUCAUCGAUGGCGUUCCUUUAGCAUGCUUUAGUUCUGGCGGAGAAAAGCGUGUCUGCUACACUGAACUUGUUAAUAAAGUCCUGAAGGACUUUGACAGCAAAGAAAUUGACGCUAAUCGCGACCGUCUUCAGAUCUACUGCCCUCGUUGUUCGCCUCAACAGCUUGAAUUGUUCAAAUUAGCUGGAGUUUUACCGUGGUCGGCUUCAUCAGCGAGUUUUAUCUCCAAAACGGAUGCCUUCCGCUUAAUCGGUGUAUUAACCGCGAGCGAGGUCCCACGCAGACCAAGUCGCAUUUUCAAAGUUGACAGCUUAGAGGUGUAUCAUGAAUGUUUUGGAGGUUGCGUGGGUACACUGGAAAUCGACAAGUACACUGAUCCGUAUGCAAAAUGCAUAACAUGUUCUCAAUGCGACGGGAUAUUGUCCCCUCGGAGGUUUGUCAUACACAGUCAUUCCUCAGGUGAAAUUCAUACAUGUCACUGGGGAUUUGAUGACUCGAAAUGGCGUCUGUACUUGAUGCUCUGCAACGAACACCCUACCUUACACGUCCAGAAACUGUGGGAGAUGCUUAUGAAUAAAUUCUCGGACGGACAGCGAUGGAAAAGGGCUUCCCCCGCAAAUGAUCACGAAUCAGAUGGGAACGAGCGAAACGACGGCUCAAGUACUCCGAAAAGGGCGCGCAUGGGUGACUCGCGAGAAUCGCGAGAAAGUGAUAGCGAAGUUGGUGAUGGAACCUAUACUAACAAAAACAACAACAGCAGCAGCAGUAGCAGUUCGAACGUGGAAAUUGUAAGCAGACGUUCUGCAUUUAGACCAUGGUCUCCCUUGCAUAGCCGAGUAAAAAGUACUGAAAGCUCCAUCACCACUUCGACUCAAGGCAUGAUAGUAUGUAGUUCUCCAGCCCGUCUUUUCUCUCCUCAUACCAUCCCGUAUCUAGCGAGUGAUUCCCCGUACACCCCGCGCAAUGUUCUACCUUUUCAUCGCACCACUAUACACGGCGGGGACAUUAAAAAACCAGUUGCCAAUAAAGUAGAGUCACGACUUGGCUCACCGACUGCUUCAUAUACCGUCAGCGGAAUUCUCGCAACUCCAUCCGCUAAAGAUCCGAGAUCACUUGAAAAGACGGCAAAAGAAAUGCUAGAGGUUGUCGCUGAAAACGAACGAUGGCCUUCAGAAUAUGAGAAGUUCAGUGAUAGCCGCGAAGAAAGCAACGACAGCAAAAAUGCGCAGUUGGAGGAACAGAUAUUCAGAAAGCUAACGAGUUUAGCAAGCAACAAUGAUUACGACAAGCUCCCUUCACCAAGAGAAUUAAGUCGUUUAUUAGCCAAGGAAAUCAAGGAUAUAUAUUGCAAUCACGCCGAGGACAAAGUGAAAGAAUUGACCGACGCGCGAGACAAACUGCGAGUAGAGUUGGAGUCUCUGCAAAGGGAACACGCUAAAAAGAUGGAGGAAGUUUUGCAAGAGCUCAAAAGCGUACAAAAGGAAACGAGGAUGCGGCAAACGAGCCACAGGCUUGAAAUGGAAAGUUUGAACGAGAGAAACGUAAAAUUGCAGCUCGAAAUUAAGAGAUACAAAGCCGAAAAGGACGACAUAUUAUCUAUGACCUCAAAAGAGACUAUAAAUGUCUUACAGCAAGAUGUCAGAGACUUAUCCAAAAAGUUAGAGGACAAAGAUAAUUAUUGUAGAGAGUUAGAGAACGAAAUUAAGGGGUUCCACUCGUGGAUUAACAAUCAGAGACUACACAGUGCUGGUUCUCAUUUGAUUUACACAGUGAAUAGCAACCCCAGACUAGAAACCGAGUCUAUCAUUAGAGCACAGCACAUGCUGAAUGGAACUGCAACUGCUAGUUAUAUUCCACACAAAACCAAGAGUUCUAAUGGCUCCUUACAUAAUGAUAGUUCAGAAGAUGAAAAGUGA
Molecule: messenger RNA, 2193 nt
Organism: Porites evermanni
Lineage: Eukaryota; Metazoa; Cnidaria; Anthozoa; Scleractinia; Poritidae
Source: the annotation of a GenBank genome assembly